This is a messenger RNA of Eutrema salsugineum, 1658 nucleotides long. Its product is annotated as probable membrane-associated kinase regulator 2. Bases 113 to 1399 code for a protein of 428 amino acids. The transcript is spliced from 2 exons. The record is from RefSeq and is a predicted model, not a curated record. Gene Ontology annotation, cellular component: plasma membrane. Lineage: Eukaryota; Viridiplantae; Streptophyta; Magnoliopsida; Brassicales; Brassicaceae.
GGUGUUCCUCUCAACUUUUGAAGCAGAAAGUAAAAGGAGAAAACACAAAACCUUUGAAAGCUUUUUAAAACGCAGCGUUUUUGAAAGGCUGACUAUUCUGGCUUUCCCUACCAUGGAAGCUUUCAGUCUCCUUAACUACUGGAAAAACAGUGGUGGUGUUUCCUCCGGCCUCAGCUUGCUCCCUCAGUCCUCCGAUUCCUCUUGCCGUUACUCCGGCGAAGCCACCACCAUUGUCACCUCCGUGACGGAAACAGAGGAUGAAACUACCGCCGCCGACGACGACGACGAAGGACCGUUCUUCGAUCUCGAGUUCUCUGUUCCGGUGGAGGAAGAAGAAGAGAGCGGAGAUAGCAACAAACACGGUGAAGAUGACGGUGGAGGAGGAAGAAGAAGAGGAGAGGAUGAUUCCGAUUGUACGGACGGUGGUUGUGAGUUCAAGUUCACGCUCUCCUCGUGUUCCGGUGGAGAAGAUCGAGUAGAUCCAGACCUCGAUUUCUCUCCUUCGGGCGAUGUUUACUUCAAGGGACAGAUUGUGGAGGAGCUUGAACCGCCGUCUUCAGGAACAGAGCAGACAUGCUCCGUCAAAGCUCCGGCGGCACAGUUAUCGGCGUCGAUUUUGAAAUCCGCCACGAAGCUUCGCGUGUUCAUGCUCGGCAUGAAGAAAUCGAAGCUAAUUCAGGCGAAAUCGGAGAAAUCAGAAGCCGAUUUAGUAUCUGGAGACUCCGACAAGCGAAACCCUCCUCCUCCUCAUCCGUCACACUCGCCGGAAUCGCAACAGAAAAGUACGGUCACAGUGAAUUUAAAAGUGGAAGAGGUGCCGAUAAUUUCCCUCUUCGCGAGAGACAACAGCUCGAGAAACUCGUCGUCGUCGUCUUCUUCUUCUUCGUCUUCCUCCUUGAAGAAGCAAAACGGCAGCGAAUCCGUCGUUUCGGAAGAAAACCGAUUCGUGACGGUGCAAAAGUACCUGAAGAAGGUAAAGCCGCUUUACAUCCGAGUUUCGCGCCGGUACGGCGAGAAGCUAAAGCAUCCCGGCCAACUAACAUUCGGCUCCUCCGCUCCGUCGGCGAGAUCUACGGCGGAGAAAACUGAAUCUCCGGUGAUGAAGACGCAUAAACCGGGAAAUAUCAACAUCAACAUUCCGGCAGGUCUUAAAGUAGUGAGGAAACACCUCGGAAAAAGCAGAUCUUCAUCGUCGACUACGACGGCGACUCCGUCGUCUACGGCGGCGACUGUUACGACGCCGUCUGAGUCAAGGAGACGCGACGACUCGCUUCUGCAGCAACAAGAUAGCAUUCAAAGCGCCAUUUUACACUGCAAAAGAUCUUUCAAUUCCUCUCGAGAUAAAGAUCCGUCGGUGUUACCAAGAUCGGUGAGUGAUCCUUCCUCUUACGAUAAAUGAAAAAAAUCGUAUCUUUGUUCGUUUCAAGAGAAUCUCAACUUCUUUGAUUUUCUCGAAUUAACACUUAAAAAUAAUUAUGGAUUAAUAUUGUACAUAUCUAUCUUAGCUUAUUUUGGUCAGGAUGGUAGCAGUAAGAGUCGUUGAUCCUAGAUGUUAUGUUUGGUCAUGUAGUGAUGAUGACUAUUGAAACUUUCGAACAUAAAAAGGUUAUUAUGAAGAAGAAGAAAUAGACAUCUUCUCUUUUGUCAUCUUUAUUUUG